Molecule: messenger RNA, 1511 nt
Organism: Gavialis gangeticus (Gharial)
Lineage: Eukaryota; Metazoa; Chordata; Crocodylia; Gavialidae
Gene: CMKLR2
Product: G protein-coupled receptor 1
Exons: 4
Coding region: 361-1410 (349 amino acids)
Biological process (GO): phospholipase C-activating G protein-coupled receptor signaling pathway; complement receptor mediated signaling pathway; positive regulation of cytosolic calcium ion concentration
Cellular component (GO): plasma membrane
Molecular function (GO): complement receptor activity; G protein-coupled receptor activity
Source: RefSeq, a predicted model, not a curated record
CCAUAAGUAAACACUACUGUUUUACCAAGCAGGCUGACCUGAAGUAGUUACUAGCUUAGUUACUCAAGAAGAGAGGAGAUUUUCUUUUCCCAUUUAUCAGAUAGUUAAAAUACGUUUUUUCCAGUGGGUAUCAGUGAGCCAGAAUUAAAACUCAGAAUGCAACAGACAAGUGAAGAAUUUCAAACAUAGACAUUACAGGAGUCCUAAUACAGCAGAAACCUCAUUGAGCUGCAGAUCUCACAUCCCAGUUUACAGUGUUUCUUCCCAACAGAGCAGAGGCUAGUGUUGGUUUCCUUAUUUUGGCUUGGACUCCUCUCCUGUUCCAUCAGGCAAAUUAGCACAAAAAGCAGCCAGUACAUCAUGGAGAUGGAAGAUUUUGACAACUACACCUAUUUUUAUUAUAACUAUGAGGAAGAUGAGCCAUUCCAGUCCCAUCUCAGUGUCUCACACAUGGUCUCCCUUUCUUUAUGUUGUGUGGCAUUUCUCCUAGGGGUGCCAGGUAAUGCCAUAGUCAUCUGGUUUAUGGGGUUUAAAUGGAAUAAAUCAGUCUCCACCCUCUGGUUCCUCAAUCUGGCUAUUGCAGACUUCAUCUUCGUUCUUUUCUUGCCUUUCUAUAGUACAUAUAUAGCACUAGGUUUCCACUGGCCCUUUGGGAAGUUGCUUUGCAAAGUUAACUCCUUUAUUGCUUUACUGAAUAUGUUUGCUAGUGUUUUCUUCCUGACCUUCAUCAGCCUUGAUCGCUACAUACGCCUGGUCCACCCCACCUUUUCAUGCAAGUAUCGGACCCUUAGGAACGCUCUCAUUCUUAGCGGGAUUAUUUGGCUCUUGGCUGCUAUUAUUGGUGGCCCAGCCUUGUACUUCAGAGACACUACAAUUCAUAACAACAACACCAUUUGCUACAACAACUUUCACCUCCACGACAAAGAGCUCAUUGUUAUGAGACAUCAUGUUUUGAUUUGGGUGAGGCUUGUGUGCGGUUAUCUGUUUCCUUUGGUGACCAUGGUCCUUUGUUACUCACUUCUGAUUGUCAAGGUUAAGAGGAGAAGCCUACUAACCUCCAGCAGGCUCUUCUGGACCAUGGUUGCCGUAGUUGUAGCUUUUUUUGUUUGCUGGACACCCUACCACAUAUUUAGCAUUCUGGAACUAUCUGCUCACCAUAACGAACACUUACAUGGCUUGCUUCAGGAUGCCAUUCCCCUCUCAACUGGUCUUGCCUUCAUUAAUAGCUGUCUCAAUCCAAUCCUCUAUGUUUUGAUUAGCAAAAAAUUCCAAGUCCAUGUUAGAGCGACAGUUUCUGAGGCACUAAAGCUUGCGCUGUGGGAAGUAAGCCGUUCUGGAACAGUCAGUGAACAACUGCGAAGCUCAGAGAACACCCACGUGGCUGUGAACUACUGUGAAACUAGGCAGUAAAUGGCUCUUUUUUCUUUUUUUCACCAGUUGUGAGUUCUUGUUUAUUACAGAAUUGCAAAUUUAUAUGUAAUGUCAAGGACUGGUCAAAUUGAUUGCUGGUG